This is a messenger RNA of Ctenopharyngodon idella (grass carp), 1788 nucleotides long. RefSeq names its product small integral membrane protein 29 (gene smim29). The record is from RefSeq and is a predicted model, not a curated record. Bases 280 to 588 code for a protein of 102 amino acids. The transcript is spliced from 5 exons. Lineage: Eukaryota; Metazoa; Chordata; Actinopteri; Cypriniformes; Xenocyprididae.
UUCAUUGACAUCGACAUAACUCCUCCCUCCAGCACCACCAUCAUCGUUUCCUUUUCACUGCAGGACUUGCUUUCCGUAAACACUGACAGUGGGGGUUUUAUGUCAGACAAACUCAUGACUUGUGUUAUAAUAACUGGAUUUGGAGUCGUCUUAUAGUUAAGAGACAUUCAUUCUGCUCUUCUGACUAAAUCAGUCAUUACUGGGGCAGAGAGACCAUGUGGGAGUCACAUGCACGCAGAAGAUGAGCAGUAAACAGAUGACAGGAGCUCAGGCCACACUAUGAACAGCACCACACAGCCCCCUCACACUAUCAACGGAGAUGUGGCCGUCAGCUACGUGCUGGUCCCCUUCUUCCUCAUCACUGUGAUUGGGAUCGUCACAGCAGUGGUGAUGUACAUAAGGAGGAAACAGAGGAUUGAUAGACUGCGGCAUCAGCUGCUUCCAGUCUACACUUAUGACCCAACUGAAGAGCUGAACGAGGCAGAACAGGAAAUUCUUUGGAAAGAGGAAGACACAAAGGUGGUCCAGGGUUGGAUGAGGACCUAUCAACAGCGCAGACCCUUGCUUUCAAGGGAUCCUGAUGCAUGAAAAUAAAGGUUUGCCAAAAAAAACCUACUUUACAUUUUGGUGAUUCUUCACACAAUCGCUGAACCUGGUCAAUAGUCACUUCAUAUGUUGCCUCAUUGUCCUGUAUUGCAGAUUCACAAGAUGGACAAUUUUGAGCAAUAAGCUACUGAUUUUUCCAUGGCAGUUUGAAGCGAUGAGCUUAGAAGAGCUUUAGUGAAAUGAGAAAUGACUCAAGUGUUGGGAUCAUACUUGUUCACCUCAGGUCUCCUCUUGUAAAUAUAUUCCAUUUAAAGUGCAGCUUUGCUGUUUGAAUAGUAAGACUCAAGAAGGAGGUUAAUUUGCCACUGUACAAUUUAUUUAUUUAUUUUAGUUGUAUGUAUUUUACUGAUGUUCUGUGCUAUUAAAUCCUUGUGAGAGCUGUUCAUUUUACUGAGUAUGCAUGAAAUGUGAUUGCUCACUGUGAGUAAACCAAGACCAAACAAGGUCAUCGUGCUAAACCAUCACAGCACUCAAGAAACUGUUUUUUAUUCUCCAAGAAAACUAGUUCGUCAAGAGAAUCACCUUGUUCAAAGCAUGUUGCCGUCAUUUGUUUCAUUAUGCUGGACGCAAUCAUGCUCAGGUCAAUUCAUGAAAACUCUGCGUUAGAUUUGAACUAACCAGAAUGUGGAAGUGCUAAAUUAAGUAGUUAAAGACAGACCCCGAAAUAAACAUUGUCAUCAUUUACUCACCUUCAUGUUGUUCUAAAUCUGUAUCUACUUCUUUCUACUGUGGACUACAAGAGAAGAUAUUUUGAAGAAUGUUGGAGUCCAAACAACAUUGGACCCCAAUGAAUUUCAUUGUAUGGACAAAAAAAAAAAAAAAAAAAAUUAUUAAUGGAACUUUUUUUUUUCUUCUUUUUUUUUUCAAAAUGCCUUUAGUUUGUCAUAAUUCUGAGAAAGGAAAUUAAGUAUAAGCAUUUUUGCAAACACAAAGGAGUAAUUGCUAUUGCUGGUCAGAAGCAGAAGCAAAAGAUUCACAUGAGAACAUUUUAUUGGACAACAAAUGUGGAUAUACCCCUGAGUGCAAGAUGAGUCAUCAAUAUUUUUGGCCUGUUUUGCUGGAAAAAUGUACACAUAUUGCAUAACUUAGCAAAAAUAUAUUUGCUACUUGUUUAUUUUGUCAACUUCUGGAAAUACACUUGUAUAGAGAUGACCUCAAAGCUUAAAGACAUGUUAUCACAAA